This is a messenger RNA of Pisolithus orientalis, 901 nucleotides long. RefSeq lists its product as uncharacterized. NCBI's taxonomy places the organism in Eukaryota, Fungi, Basidiomycota, Agaricomycetes, Boletales, Pisolithaceae. Bases 53 to 766 code for a protein of 237 amino acids. The record is from RefSeq and is a predicted model, not a curated record. The transcript has 4 exons.
UCAUGACACGUUCCUCUCCUGCAGUCGACCUGAUUUGUUUCUAAUGUGAGGAAUGCGACCGCUUUUUCACUUACUCGCCACACUCUGGCUUUGUUCCGCAUUGCAGGCGUACGCCGAGGAUGCACCUACACAACUCUACAUUCAUCACCGUGUGGUCCAUCCAAAUCUCCCAGUAACAUACUGGUCCAAUUUUGGGUCCAUUAGUAUUCCUCACCCAUCCUCCAUUUUGCCGUCUGGUACGCCAGUGACAUUCACCCCAUCCGAAACCUUGCUCGAUGACCUAUCCGAGUUCGCGGAGAGCGUGGAUCCAGCGCUCGAGGAGUCUCUAUACCAGGUAGCCGUGGGGAGACCUGAGCUAUCAGAAGGGAUAUGGCCUAUGUCAGUCAUGAAGGGCUGUCUGAUGUUGACGUCGACGUCAUCCAGUAUCACAAUUCACCUUUCUCCCUCUGGCGAGGUGUUGGGACUAGACUAUUUUCUCUCGUCUGUUCCCCCGAACGGUUCAUGCCCUCCGUCCUCGGAAACGACUAACUCCUACCCGGUGCACAAUACGACCGUUUUCGUCAAGAUACCCAGCUCACCGCCGUCACCAAGGCUACGUGCGCCACCUCCCUUGACACCAGAAGGUGUACCGGUUUCCCCUGUCCCUGAAAAGACUUUCUUGCAAAAGUAUUGGCUAUACAUAGUUAUAGCCCUUGCUGCCCUGCUGAUUUCAGGACCGCCAGAAGAACCUGCGGCAAGCGGGAAUGGACCCAAGGCUGCGAAUUGACUGGACAGUUGCGAAAACUCCAUGUCCGGAGCUGUGGGGUUGUAGUCGGAAGGGAUGUCUCAUUUUUGACCCAGUUGUUAGCUUCAGUAGAGAGACUGGGACGGCGUGCGCAGCUCCAUCUACGAUAUUUCCCCG